CUCUCUCUCUCUUCCAGCGCGGACUAGCAGACAGAAGAAAAGACUGAACAAAAGAAGGAAGGAAAUGGAUGAUGCUGAAGGAAGAAGAGAGGAGAAGAAAACGAGGGAAGGUAUGAUAAUCAGUACGGGACUGAAAACAGUAGUGGAAGCCAUUCACGCAAGCCCCACGCAGUCCGUCCUCUAUCUCUCUGGUGGAGCCUCUCAGGCUGUUGCGUGGCUGCUAUCCGUUCCUGGAGCCUCAAGCACAGUCCUCGAAGCCGUGGUGCCCUACUCCAGAAUGUCUAUGAUCCAGUUACUCGGGAAGAUUCCGAACCAGUUUUGUAGCUCACACACUGCUGAAGAAAUGGCUUUGUUGGCCUACAAUCGCGCGCUCAAGCUCUCCUCACCAGGUUAUCCGGUUGUUGGUGUGGGUUUUACUGGUACUUUGGCUACCUCACGUCCAAAACUCGGGGAGCACAGGCUUCACUUGUCAACAAGGACAUCUGACAGACUCUGGGUAUCAACGGUGACCCUUUCUAAGGGUUUACGAAAUCGAGAGGAAGAAGAUAUGGUUGCAAGUAAUCUUUUACUCAAGGCAAUUGCAAAUGCAUGUAAAGUUCCCGGAACAUUUGUUUCAGAGCUCACUGACUCCGAAGUACCUGAUGAAUGUGAAAAGCAGUUCAGUGAAGAUGAAGAGUUGGAGCAACUUAUAAAUGGGCAAAUAUGCUUUAAGGUUUAUCCGUUUUCGAGUGAGCCACACAUGUCAACUGCAGAAAGGAAGAUAAUACUGUCUGGUUCUUUUAAUCCAUUACAUGAAGGUCACAUGAAGCUCUUGGAGGUUGCUACUAGCUUAUGUGGCAAUAGCUACCCAUGCUUUGAAAUAUCAGCAGUCAAUGCUGACAAACCUCCACUUUCAACAUCACAAAUCAAAGAUCGUGUCAAGCAGUUUGAGAACAUUGGAAAAACAGUAAUUAUAUCCAAUCAGCCAUACUUUUAUAAGAAAGCUGAAGUUUUCCCAGGCAGUGCUUUUGUGAUUGGUGCUGACACAGCAGCAAGGCUGAUUAAUCCCAAAUACUAUGACGGGAACUACAAGAAGAUGCUGGAGAUACUUAUUGGAUGCAAGAAAACAGGGUCCACUUUUCUCGUGGGUGGUCGUAAUGUGGAUGGUGUUUUCAAGGUUCUUGAAGAUUUUGAUAUUCCAGAGGAGUUAAGAGAUAUGUUCAUCUCAAUACCAGAAGAGAAGUUCCGCAUGGAUUUAUCCUCCACUGAAAUUAGGAAACGACUUGAGAAGUAAAUGUUGCAGUAGCUUAGACUAAAGCAUUGGCUUCUGCCUGCCCCCAAAAUAAGAUUCUGAAAGAAACGCAAAAGCAUGGCUGCUGACUUGCCUGAGUGAAUAAAAGGCGAUACAAGAACUAGAGUAUCCAUACAUAUGGAGGUGGUGGAGUAUAUAUAUAUAUAUAUAUAUAUAUUUAUUUAUUUAUUGGAAUAUGGAGGUGGUCUCUUUGAUUAGAAACCAUUCGUUGACUUGAUAAUAUUAAGAUGAAAUUUGUAGAUGGGAACAAACACAUAUGGGGGGUAAGAGGAAGAGGAAGAGACAUCUAAUCUUGAUGGGACUUGCCCAACCAAACAAACGCUCAUGGCAGCAUGUCAACCACUGAAAUUUAAAAAAAUUUAAAAAAACCCAGAUAAAAAGGCCCUGGGCGGAAAAAUAUAUUCGUGAUCAUGAUAAGCACACUCGUGUGUAACUGUAAUAGAAAGCAACUUUUAUCUUUGAAAUAAGCAACAAUUCAAUUAAUCAUAGCUGAGAAAAAGGAAGAAAUCAAGAGAUGAAAGCACUGAUGCUGAUGCUCUGUUUCUGAUCAAGCACCGCAGCCUGCGCUGCAGCCUGCAGCGGCGCACGUAGCGCCGUGGGUACCAGUGUGGGUGGCGGAGGAGGAGGUUUUGUCUUUAGGAACACCAUCUGCACAGGAGAAGAUGACGGCUGAGAUAACAGCAAAGGUGACGAAAGCUGCCCACAACAACAGCAUCACAAAAGCUGCACUGCUGCUGCUGCUGCUUAAACUAAUCUCCCCACUCCCAGCACCUCCAUCUCCAUGCCCUCUUCUUGCCAACAACUCUUUCCAGUCCCUCACCAUACGUAAUAUGAUAUGGCUAUCUUAUCUGCCUCCUCUUUCUCUCUGUCUGUCUGUCUCAGUCUGUGUGUGCGCGCAGAAAUGGCUGAUAAGGUUUUUCGAAAAAGGCUUUGAAUUGAUGAUAA
Messenger RNA from Prunus dulcis (almond), 2236 nucleotides. RefSeq lists its product as uncharacterized. The coding region runs from base 65 to 1273 and encodes 402 amino acids. Gene Ontology annotation, molecular function: nicotinamide-nucleotide adenylyltransferase activity; ATP hydrolysis activity. The transcript is spliced from 12 exons. The record is from RefSeq and is a predicted model, not a curated record. Gene Ontology annotation, cellular component: cytoplasm; nucleus. Lineage: Eukaryota; Viridiplantae; Streptophyta; Magnoliopsida; Rosales; Rosaceae.